This is a messenger RNA of Penicillium expansum, 1902 nucleotides long. RefSeq lists its product as uncharacterized. The transcript has 3 exons. The coding region runs from base 1 to 1902 and encodes 633 amino acids. The record is from RefSeq and is a predicted model, not a curated record. NCBI's taxonomy places the organism in Eukaryota, Fungi, Ascomycota, Eurotiomycetes, Eurotiales, Aspergillaceae.
AUGGCAUCCAGCCAGCCCGAGCAUCCUUCAGAGGACGAAGACCACCUUGAAGAUGAGACCGUUUCUCAGUACGGCCCGGAUGAUGAUGAUGAAGAGGUGGAUACGCGUGGUUGUUUCCCAGACUCUGAGGAUCGUGUUGAGGAGGAAUCGGAAGUUGAAGAGGACGAGGGGGACGAUGACGAAGAUGGUGAUGACGAAGAUGGUGAUGACGACGACAACGAGCUCACUAUUCCUCGACCGGCAAUUGAUGGACCCUUUGACCCAACCAAUUCCCCCUCCAGCCUCGACGAGCCUGAGGAUGUCUGCCUUGAGAGGUGCGACAGAAGAGUGGGAAAUACAACGGAGUUCCUGAAGAUGAAGACAGAUGAGACCGACUGGGACGAGACGAUCUCAGCAGAAACUUGGGUCUAUCGUGGUUUCAAGCGGCCGAUAGGGAGGUCUUCAGCGGAGAAGAUUAGCCAAAUAUUCAAAGAGGUCAUCCCAGCAUCAACAAGAGCAAUUCUUGGGCGUUCUACUCUCACCAACGAGGAUAUCAUGGCUCUACCAAGCGUUGAUGACUCGCUCGGUUGUCCUGGCGUCUAUGUGAUCUUUUUGACACAACCUGAUGACAAGGAGCUUCAGGUGCUUGACGAAGAAUUGAUCGAGUCCAACACUGAUCAGCAGGUCGAGGUUCCCAGUGGACUGUAUACAGGAUCCAGCAUCAAAAGUGUUUCUGGGCGCUGUGUCGACCAUCGUGCCAAGUUCAAGCAAAUUGCUAGGACAAAAUUACGCAAUGAUCGAGUCUUACCUAAUGGCGAUAUAGCGAUGUAUCUCUACUGCUAUGCCAAGAAGUAUGGGCUUGUACCGUCUUAUCGACAAAUUGCAAUUUUUCCGAGCCAGUUGGAGGAGAUCGAAGUUCCACAUGCGGAUACGAGAUGGCUCGUUCGCCUGCUUGAGCAAGUGGUGAUACAUCUACUGGACACUUAUGGAUCCAGUCAAACCAGAAAAUCCAGACGACUUUACGGUUAUACCAAUGAGAUGUACCUCGAGUCACUUGCACAGUGCGAGAUACCCCUAAACAUUUUUCAUCCUCUCAACCACGCCAUGCCAUUGAAACAGAAGUGCGGAUGGACUGUUGAGGAGACGCGACCGAGAAGCCCGGGAAAACAAACAUUCAAACCUGACGUGUUUGAGCUGUGGGAAUUCGAAUCCCACUGCCUGGAAGACGUACCGAACAUCCACGGGUCUUUUGGAAUCAAGGCCAGCGACCUCGAGGCGCUUGAAAUUCGGUGUGAAGAUUGUCAUGUGCUCUACGCAAAGAGGUGGUGUACUCUCGGCAAGAAAUCGCUCGAUCGGACCCAGGACAGCAAUCUAACAUGGGAUCGCAUAAUUUGUGGCAAUUGUUACCAAAAGCGCAACAUGAACUUAGCCAGAAAGGCUAGGGGGAAGGCUAAGAAAAAAGGUAAGGGCAAAGGUAAAGGUAAAGGGAAGAAGAAGGGUAAGAGGAAAGCUAAGACCGGCCCAAGUGCGAAAUUGGUCUUUGAGAAUAAGUAUCACGAUGAACGAAAGGAGGGGAAUGAAACAUGGCAAGAGCAGAAAGGUAGAAAGGUGAAGCAAGAUAGGCCGUUCAAGGAAACUAAACUUCUUGUUGCCUACUUGAUACGAGUCCACGGGAGGGACUUCAGAGCCGACAAGAUUAUUGAUGAGAAGGUGGCGAAUGACAGUUCGAAUGACAGUUUGGGGCGUGGGCUGUCUACGAACCUGUCUUCUACGGAGUUGUCUUUUAUGGAUCUCUCGAUCCCGUUCCUGUUCUUCUUCGCGAUCCUGGUCCUGUCCCUUGUGUUGUUCCUGUUCAAGCUACUGUUCAGGCUCCCGUUCAGGCUCCCGUUCCUUUUGUGGAGGAGAUACAGGGCAUAUUCCUAG